Molecule: messenger RNA, 2443 nt
Organism: Bombus impatiens (common eastern bumble bee)
Lineage: Eukaryota; Metazoa; Arthropoda; Insecta; Hymenoptera; Apidae
Product: jerky protein homolog-like
Exons: 2
Coding region: 328-1749 (473 amino acids)
Cellular component (GO): nucleus
Molecular function (GO): DNA binding
Source: RefSeq, a predicted model, not a curated record
CUCAUAAUAAUCUCGUACUAAAUUCUUAUUUUCGUGCUGCCGGCUUAAUGUCACCUCUCGGUCGAAUAUUAUUUGUUAUUUUGAUAUACAGCGUAAUCUCGAUUAUACAUUGCGUACAUACAUCAUCCGAACGUUCUGUCAUCAGAAUAUUGUAUAAUUCUCUAUAGUGUAUUUCAUAUACGUAUAUACGUAUAUACCUAUAUACAUGUUUAAUCCACGUAGUAUUUAUUUCCCCCUAUCAAAAUUGUCGACGACAACAAUUGUCGAAAUAAAAUCUCGUCUCAACAUUUCAGUACUGUAUUUACAUUCGAAACGUUUCAAACAAUAAUGACGUCAAGACGAAAACCGUUAUAUUUGACAAUUACUGAUAAAUACACCGGUAUUACGAUGAGAGGUAAAGGCAAAAUUCGACAAACCAUAAUGGAAAAGUACGGUAUUCCAAAAUCCACAUUGAUCAAUAUAUGUAUAAAAAGCGAAGUGAUUUCAAAUCAAUGCGGGAUCCUCAUGGGUUUCACACGGAAACGUUCGGAAAUAGAGAGAGCUAUUUACCACUGGUACUUACGAUGUAAGGAAAGAAAGGUAAAAAUGACAGGAGUAGACAUACAGAAUGAAGCUCGAGAAAUUAAUCAUAAAUUAAACGGACAUCCUAAUUUUAAAGCCAGUUCCACUUGGUUGCGAAACUUUAAAGAACGUUACUGUAUUACUACUAAGGAUAUAAGGGAAUAUUUUGAACCCGCAAUUCCAUUCAUUGAAGGGCACAACUUUAAAGCUGAUUUUAACAGAUUACUGGAAGAAGGUGGGUUCACAUUGAAGAACGUUUACAAUGUCGCUUACACAAUAGUAAUGUGGAAAGCAGUAUCAGAUGAAACUUGUAUUUUGAACCAUGCGAAAUCGACAAGAAACUUAAAAAUGUGCGAUGGUUACGUUACUGCACUUUUUUGUGCAAAUGCUACCGGAUGUCACAAGUUGCCGGUACUAAUAAUCGGUAACGUUCCGGAAACUCAUAGUUUAUACAAAUUCAAAACAGAAGCCUUCACAACUAUCUAUAUAUCAAACACCAGUGCUUGCAUGGACAGUACCAUUUUCAAACAAUGGUACAAAGAGCAUUUUUUAAAAUCAAUCGAAGGAAGACAACGGGAGAACGGGUACGAGGGCAAAUAUUUGUUGUUACUAGAUAAUACUACGUUGCUUCACGAUAUCAAUGAUAUUAAUAAUAUAGACCCAUUAGUAGAAGUUACGUCUCCUCCACCUAACGUAUCACCACACAAUCAACCAAUGAAUUGUGGUGUAAUCACAUGUUUCAAGCGAAAGUACCGAAUAGAAUUACUGAAAGCAAUAAAGCCAUUAUCUAUCUACAAUACGGAGGUAGAAGUGAUAGACCUCCAUAAAGAAUUAAGCAUAUGGGAUUGCUGCCGCAUUGUACAUGAUGCUUGGUCACAUGUCGAAGAUUCAAUACUGAUAAGCUCGUGGCACAGCCUUUUGUAUUCUAUGGACACGUGGUAUAUAGAAUUUGUAGAAAAAGACGAUAUUGACGCAUAUAAAACAGUUGAAUUUCUGCAUAAAUUACCUGGAUGCGAACAGUGCCAGAAAAUCAAUGUGUUGCAUUGGUUUUAUAUUGAUACCGAAUAUGAUGUAAUCCACAAGGUAUGUGCCGAUGAAGUUGUUCGAGAAUUUGAAAAAAAUACUCUGGGUCCAGUGAGCAUAGGUGAAGCUGGAUCUACUCGUGCGAAGCUCUCGAGAAGGAGCUAACGUGGUUUGAAACACAAAAUGAAAGUAACUCGGUGGAAUUGCUUCUAUUAAAACGCGUAUAUUAAGAAAUUUGUUGAGAAAUAUAAUAUGAUUUAGCGAUAAAAAAUUGUGAAACCCGUAUGAUUUUAUGUAGCGUUCAAUUGUUUGCUUGUACCAUUUGGUUUGAAGUACAGAAAAAGCUGUUGUUCUAUCAUUCAAACACAUUUAUCAUUAUUAGUUCCAAUAAUCAAGAUUCUACUAUAUAUGGAAGGCAAGGAAAGGCGCGCAAUGUUAUUCUUGUAUUUACGUUCUCUUUGAACUUUAUACUUUGAAUUUGGCAAAUUAGAGUUAAAGUAAUUGUUAAAUUAAAUGUUUACUGGAAAUAUAGAGAUGGAUCGAUGAAUGUAUUAAACAAGUAUAUUGUCGCACAAAUAAAUGAUGAUGACUUUAAAAUCAUAUUUAAAAAAUGUCUUCUAGAAAAACAUUAUCUACCAAAUAGUAUAACCUUGCCUGCGUAGUUAUUUUCAUAAUAUUAAUAACGAAGUUAUUUAGAUGCCCCGAUUUAUGUAUCCCAUUCUGUAUAUCAGCGGAUAUUUAUCAGUGCGAGUACCUACCAAAGCCGGUAGAUACGCGGCUAAUCAAUGCAAAACUUGAAUUGGAACUAAAUUUAUAUUGCUAAAAUUAUAUGAUAUAGAAACAUAUACAUUCACACAAA